GCCGGAAAAGGUUCCGUCCGGUUCCAGACGGGUCUGUCUCUUUUUUAAGUCUCUUUUCGGUUCGGUAUCGCUCAACUGAUCCGGUACAGGACCGGACCGGCACCGAAGCUGUACGAUAAACUCCUGUCCGGUUUUGUCUGUAGGUGCUGCGUCUCGAUGCAGAUGCUCCGGGUGAAAUGAAUAAGGCACCUCAGCCUCUGUCAGGACCCCCUUCCGCCCCUCCCCACCCUUCCGCCCCGCUUCCCGCGCCCUCCCCGGGCCUGUCCCAGCCCAGUUUUUCUCCUUCUCCGGUUGUUUUCGGCAACCCUCCGCAACAGAUGAACCCCUCAGCCCCACCCCGACAGUUUGCCUCAGGUCCUAGAGCUUUACCACAACAGGGAGGAUUCAGGUCACUGCAGCCGUACUAUGCCGGUCGGCCCACUUUACCCGCCAAUUCUGGGCGUGUCCAGCCAAGCUCCGCCCCUCGGGCCAUCCCCCCUCCACAUGGAGCCCGGCCCCCACAUGUGUUCCAGCCCGGCCCCUCCCAGAUGAUGAUGAUUCCCCAGCAGCCAAUCAGCUUCCCCAAUUCACAAGGCCCGGCUUACUUUAUAUCUGGCCAGUACCGUCCCCCAUACGUGACCCCUCAGCAGUAUCAGGUGACCGGUUCUCCUGGUUUCUAUCCCGGCACAAGCCCGGCUGAUUACGCCGGGGCGUAUUACCCCGCCCAGCCCCAGUUCACGCCCCCUGUUGCCCCGGCGCCUGUCAUCAUGAACCCCGCCCCCCAGCAGCAACCGCCCCCACCCCCUCAACAGCAGCAAGCUCCGCCCAGACGGGAACGCAAACAGAUCAGGAUCAGAGACCCUAAUCAGGGAGGUCGUGACAUCACAGAAGAGAUCAUGUCAGGAGGUCGCAGCGGCUCCACACCCACACCUCCACAGCCCAAUGGUGACAACGCCACACCUGCGAUCGCCAUAACAACCAGAGCGGAAUUUCCCAUCCCUCCGGGUGAAAGCCCGCUACCUGACGCCCCACCGACUCCGCCCCCUACCAGUCCGAUAAGCGAUACGGUAGAUGCUCCGCCCCCAGCGCCUGCAGACGACGCCCACGCCACACCCCCUGUGGUAGAACCGCCCACCUCUAACGGUGCAGAAGCCACACCUGCUAAAAGCAAAGAGGAGGGGCCUGUGACUGUAACACUGCCUGUGCCCGCCCCCCAGGCGGAGCCUGCGCUGGAAUCACCAAUAGCACAGCCCGAAGAGCUCCAGCUGUUCAACGGAGUCCCGGCAGGCUCCGCCCACAGAGACGUCAGUCCUAUCGCCGAGCCGGACGUCACGAAAGAAGCGCCGCCGGUUACCGCCGAUAUCCCUGAUAGGACUGUCAAAGAAAUCCCUCCUCAGGUUGUCAAGGAGACUCCCGUUGCGGUUGUUAAGGAAGUGCCAGCUCCUGUUGUCAAGGAGCCUAUUCCUCCGGUUGUCAAGGAGACCCCUGCUCCUGUCGUCAAGGAGACGGCUGCUCCUGUCGUCAAGGAGACGGCUGCUCCUGUCGUCAAGGAGACGGCUGCUCCUGUCGUCAAGGAGACGGCUGCUCCUGUCGUCAAGGAGACGGCUACUCCUGUCGUAAAGGAGACCCCCGCUCCUGUCGUCAAGGCGACUGUCCCUGUGGUUGCCAAGGAAACGCCUACACCGGUUGAUGUCGAAGCCCUUCCGCAGGUCACCCAGGAGACUAUCGCCAAGGAGACGCCUGUUGUUAAGGAGACGCCUGUCGAAACUCCGCCUGUCGUCAUGGAAACACCAUCAGUCGCUGCCAAGGAAACCCCUGAACCACUUUUCAAAGAAGCCACUGCCCCUUCAGAGGUCGUUUCUAAAGCCACGCCCCCUCCAACGGAAGAGCGAGAGGACACGCCCACCACACAGACCACUCCCUCUGAGAGUACUAUGCAAGUGGUUUCUGUGCCAAAGAAGAAGAGAAAAAUGAAAGACCUGAACAAGAAGGAGGCAGGAGAUCUGCUUGAUGCCUUUAAGGAGCCCACACCACCUGAGCCAGAGGCCACACCCCCUGUCAAGGCGGAGCCAGAGAGCACCGCCCCCGUGGCCCCGCCCCCUGCCGAGGAGGUGGAGGAGACGUGGGAGGAGAAAGAGGAUAAACUUGAUGCUGAAAACAUCAAACCGCAGAGUCCCACCCCGGGCACACCCACCGAACAGAAAUACCAGUACAAAGAAGAACAAUGGAAACCCCUGAACCCCGAGGAGAAGAAGAAAUACGACCGAGAGUUUCUACUCGGCUUCCAGUUCAUCAGCGCCAGCAUGCACAAACCCGAGGGUCUGCCGCAGAUCUCAGACGUGGUGCUGGAAAAGGCCAAUAAAACUCCUCUGCGACAGCUCGAUCCGAGUCGUUUGCCUGGAAUGAACUGUGGUCCAGAUUUCACGCCAUCGUUUGCCAAUCUCGGCCGUCCGUCAGCCGGAGGGCGUGGCCCGCCGUCUGGUCUGAGCGGCCCUCGUCGUUCAGGUCAAGGUCAGCGUGGGAAGGAGCCGCGGAAGAUCAUCGCUAGCGUUUCUCUCACCGAAGACGUCCAGCUGAACAAAGCGGAGAAGGCCUGGAAACCGUCGGUGAAGCGCAGCGGGCGCCCCGACGAGGACGACCCAGAUUUCUUGAAGACGCAGGAUCUGUUCAAACGCGUGCGGAGCGUCUUGAACAAACUGACGCCGCAGAUGUUCCAGCCGCUGAUGAAGCAGGUGACCGAACUCACCAUCGACACGGAGGAGCGUCUCAAAGGAGUGAUCGACCUCAUCUUCGAGAAGGCCAUCUCUGAGCCCAACUUCUCCGUCGCCUACGCCAACAUGUGCCGCUGCCUUAUGGGGCUGAAAGUUCCCACCUCGGAUAAACCUGGAGUGACGGUGAAUUUCAGGAAGCUGCUGCUGAAUCGUUGUCAGAAAGAGUUUGAGAAGGACAAAGAUGAUGAUGAAACGUUCGAGAAGAAGCAGAAAGAGCUGGAUGCCGCCACAGGGGAAGAGGAGAAGCAGAGGUUGAAGGAGGAGCUGGAGGACGCCAAAGACAAAGCCCGACGACGGUCGCUAGGUAACAUCAAGUUCAUUGGUGAGUUGUUCAAGCUGAAGAUGCUGACGGAGACCAUCAUGCACGACUGCAUCGUCAAACUGCUGAAGAACCACGACGAGGAGAGUCUGGAGUGUCUCUGCCGCCUGCUGUCCACUAUCGGGAAAGAUCUGGACUUCGAGAAGGCCAAGCCCCGAAUGGAUCAAUAUUUCAACCAGAUGGAGAAAAUUAUUAAGGAGCGGAAAACCUCUUCCAGAAUUCGCUUCAUGCUGCAGGACGUUAUUGAUUUACGACGGAAUAACUGGGUCCCGCGGCGAGGAGAUCAGGGUCCGAAGACCAUCGAGCAGAUCCACAAGGAGGCGGAGCUGGAGGAGCACAGAGAGCAGGCCAAAGUUCAGCAGCAGCUCAUGUCCAAGAAGGAGAGCCGCAGUGGAGGAGGUGGAGGAGGAGGAGGAGGAGGAGGAGGUGGAGGAGGAGGAGGAGGAGGAGGAGGAGGAGGAGGAGGAGGAGGUGGAGGUGGAGGUGGAGGCGGAGGCGGUGGUGGAGGGAUGGGUGGGAUGGGGCCCCGUGGAGGGCCGCACACACCUGGUUCCCGUGGCAACCAGGCCCCUGAUGACGGCUGGAACACUGUGCCCAUUUCCACCAAGAACAGACCCAUCGACCCCACACGACUCAGCAAGAUCACCAAGCCGGGCGCUUUGGACUUUAAUAAUCAGCUUCUUGCCCCUGGGGGUAAGGGCUCGUGGGGCAGCUGGGGCAAAGGCAGCAGCGGAGGCACAGGCGCCAAACCCAGCGACAGCGCCCAGGAUUCUGGUCGUACGAGCACUUUGAAUCGCUUUUCAGCACUUCAGCAGCCUUCCUCCUCUUCAUCAUCAUCCGCCAACAUCGACUCUGACAGGAGGGUUCCUCACAGGAGUAGCUCCAGUCGUGAACGCAGCGACCGUUUCGACCGGCGCGAUGAUCGGAUGGACCGGGGCGACCGCUACGAUCGCCGUGACGACCGCGGAUCAGACCGGCUGGACCGGAAUCGUCCCGCGGUCGGCAAGCGGAGUUUCAGUCGCGAAAAGGAGGAGAGGAGUCGGGAACGAGAGCAGCGUCCCGCUGAGAUGGUGCGCCGCGUGUCCAGCAUGACAGACGAGCGCGAGAGAGAACGAGAACGUGGCAGCCGCGACAGCGCAGUGAAGAGAGAAACUGUUCCCACUCCUCCACCUGCUUCCUCCAAACCGGCGCUGACGGAGGAGGAACUGGAGAAGAAAUCCACUGCCAUCAUCGAGGAGUAUCUGCACAUCAAUGACCUGAAGGAGGCGCUGCAGUGCGUCAGUGAGCUGAACUGCUCGUCUCUGCUGUCUGUGUUUGUACGGACGGGAAUCGAGUCGACGCUGGAGCGCAGCACCAUCGCUAGAGAGCACAUGGGUUUACUGUUUCACCAACUCGUCAAAACACAAACACUAUCCACACAACAAUACUACAAAGGGCUGUUGGAGGUGCUGGAGGUUGCGGAGGACAUGGCCAUAGAUAUUCCUCACAUCUGGCUGUAUCUGGCUGAGCUCAUCUGUCCCAUGCUGCAUGAGGGCGGGAUCCCCAUGGGGCCGCUCUUCAGGGAGGUGUCUAAACCGCUGGUGCCUCUUGGGAUAGCUGGAGUUCUGCUGGUGGAAAUCCUCAAGCUGCUCUGUAAAGGAAUGAGUCAUAAGAAGGUGGGAGGAAUGUGGAGAGACGCGUCGCUGAGCUGGAAGGACUUCCUGCCUGAAGACGAGGACGUCAAUAAGUUUGUCACUGAAAAGGGAGUGGAGUUCACUCUGGGUGAGGAGUGUGUGAGGAAGAGCAGUAAAGCGACUCUGAGUCCGGAAGACAUGUCUAGACGGCUGGAGCGACUCCUGCAGGAGAAAGCCGACAACCAGAGGAUCUUCGACUGGGUGGAGGCCAAUCUGGACGAGCAGCAAACCUCGUCAAACGCGUUUGUCCGAGCGCUGAUGACCGCCGUCUGUCAGUCUGCCAUCAUCUGUGAUAAUCCAUAUAAAGUAGACACUAAAGAAAUUACCCAGAGGGCCAAGCUGCUGCAGCGCUACAUUAAAGACGAGCAGAAGGAGCUGCAGGCGCUCUACGCCUUACAGAGUCUGAUGGUUCAGAUGGAGCAGCCGCCAAAUCUGCUGCGCAUGUUCUUCGACGUCUUAUACGACGAGGACGUCAUCAAAGAGGAAGGCUUUUACAGGUGGGAGACCAGCAAAGACCCCGCCGAGCAGCAAGGCAAGGGCGUCGCCCUCAAAUCCGUCACCGCCUUCUUCACCUGGCUGCGCGAGGCCGAGGACGAAUCGGACAACAGCUAGAGCCUAAGCCACACCCACUAGAGAUGAUUGAUGGAGAAAGAAAAAAAAAAGAGAGAAUGAAACAUGUGGGAGAUUUUCGACACAUUUUUAAUUUUUUGUUUUGUCUUUCCGUUUGCGCAAAAAAAAAAGAAAAACAAAAAAAAAAGCCGUUGAACUGAAACGAAAUAAAGUAUUAGAGGAUGACAAGCCUUAUCUGCUCAGUUUAUGGAAUUUUAGCCGUUAGCAUUGCUACUUACCGUUUCCUGCUCCCGCCGCCGACGAGACGGACGUCGAUGACAUCAUCACUUGUGUGUUUAUGAUGUCACUUCCCAGUGACACAACGCUGCUCAGAGUUCUAUUUUUUCGUUCCGAAACCCUUUAUAUAUAUAUAAAUACAUAUACAUAUAUAUUCGCGGGCGCUGAUGUGGAUUUGCGCGGAGCGGCUGAUCGUGUGCGUGUUGCUGUAACGAGGAGGAUCGGAUUGAUUUGUUGUCGUUUUCAAUUUGGGAUUUCCUUUAGUUCUAGUGGAGUGUUCUGAGCUCUUUUUUUCUACGUUUUUUAUGACCGAAAACGCAUAAGAAAGCAAAUCGCCCCUGUCGGACCUGGUUUUGGGCGUCGCUCGCAGCUCCGGGUGCGACGAGACUUGCUUAAGACGUUCAACUUUGACCUUUUUGCUGCUGCUGCUGCCGCCGCCGCCGAGACGCUUCUGCCGGCCCGAGCUGAUGUUACGGUUCACGUCACACUUCAUGGAGAAAAUAAACGUUUGGAAACGAGGAGACUCGAGGGUGGCGAGGAGCGCUUGUGGACGUGCUCUUUUGCACCUCUUGUGGACUUUGUGACACAAAUCAUUAUUACGACUUGAAAAAUAUAUAGAGAAAUAAGUGUUUAAAAAAAAAAUAAAAAUAAAAAAGCUGGAGAGAGUACGAAUACUACAUGCCUUUCAGCUCCUUGGAGAGCGACCUGUAAAUACAUGUUUUUUUUUUUGUUUGUUUUUCAAUAAUAAAAAUGCUAACUUUAAUGCCA
Molecule: messenger RNA, 6356 nt
Organism: Labeo rohita (rohu)
Lineage: Eukaryota; Metazoa; Chordata; Actinopteri; Cypriniformes; Cyprinidae
Product: eukaryotic translation initiation factor 4 gamma 1
Exons: 31
Coding region: 177-5354 (1725 amino acids)
Cellular component (GO): eukaryotic translation initiation factor 4F complex
Molecular function (GO): mRNA binding; protein binding; translation initiation factor activity
Source: RefSeq, a predicted model, not a curated record